UUUUUUUUCAGAAAAUAAAAUGGUUUCGUCACCGGAGGAGACGAGGGUGCUUCCUGCAGGGUUCCUCAUAGAGAGAGAUAUUGAACCAGUCGGCAGAUGGUUUCUGAACCAGUGGGACAGGUUGAACUCUACCCGAACCAUCUCCGCGGGAAUCCUCUCCGAAUCCUCAGACGAGGAGGUCGAGGAGGAAGAUAAUGAAGUAUUCGAGGAUGAUCUAGUUUAUCUCAGGAGCUUGGAUCCAAAAGAAGUGAAGGAGCAGGAUCAUUACCGUGUUCUAGGAUUAACAAAUAUUAGAAUUGCCGCUACUGAUGACCAGAUUAAACGUGCCCACCGACAAAAGGUUCUCAAGCACCAUCCUGAUAAGCGCAAACACGCUGGAGAGGAGAUAAAAGCCGACGACGACUAUUUUACAUGUAUCACUAAAGCUUUCGAAACCUUGGGCAACCCCGUGACACGGCGAGCCUUCGACUCCGUGGAUCCUCUGUUCGACGACGAUGUCCCCGACGUGUUGAAGAAGGAAAAGGCCGGUGACUUCCUGAAGGUGUUUGGACCUGUAUUCACCAGGAACUCAAGAUGGUCAAAUAGAACUCCAGUACCUAAGUUGGGAGAUGAAAACUCUACUCGAGCUGAGGUUGAAGAAUUCUAUGGAUUCUGGUACGAUUUUGAUUCAUGGAGAGAAUACUCAUACCUAGAUGAAGAGGAUAAAGAGAAAGCUUCAGAUAAAUGGGAACGACGAGAGAUAGAGAAAAUAAACAGAGCACAGCGGCUAGAGAAGAAGAAGGAGGAAAGUAAAAGGAUCAGAAAACUAGUGGAUAAUGCCUACAACUGUGAUCCCAGGAUCAUCAAGUUUCGUAAGGCGGAGUUUGACGAGAAGGCAGCUAAGAAGAAGGCCAAGGCGGAUGCUGUCAAGGCGAGAAAGGAAGAGGAGGAAAGAUUAAAGAAAGAGGCGGAGGAAAAGGAAAAGCGGGAAAAGGAAGAGGCGGAGAAGAUUAAAAAGGCGGAAGCGGAAGUGGAGAAGAAGGAAAGAGAAGCACACAAGAAACUUUUGAAAGUGGAAAGGAAGAAAUUAAGAACUAUUGCUAAGGAGCAUGAUAUGUUUGCCGAGAAUGAGAAUAUGAAAGUGGUAAACCUGCUGGAGAUGGAGAAAAUAUGUGACGUUUAUUCUCUAGAGAAACUCAGAGACUUGAACGAUAGACUUCAGGACAAUCAGACAGCUAAACAGGUCUUCCUACAGGAGUUAAGGCGACUAAAUAAUAAACUAGAUGAUGAGAGGAGUGCAACGUCUGAACCAACCAAAGCUUCUCCGGCUGCUGAGAAACAAACAAAUGCCAGGGCAUGGAGUAGUGAUGAGCUGCAGCUACUGAUAAAGGCGGUCAACCUGUUUCCUGCCGGGACACAACAACGCUGGGAGGUCGUUGCAGAGUUUGUUAAUCAGCACACUAAAACACCGGAAAUAAAACGAAGUGCUAAGGAAACUAUGUCUCAAGCGAAGGAAAUGGCAAGCGGAAACUUUGCUAUGAGUACUCUUAAGGAUGAGGUUAACAAGAUGGCGUAUGAAAAUCUGCAAAAAGGACAGAAACGUGAAGUUAUUGUGGAAUCUCCGGCUAGUUUGAGAACAGAAACACUUGAAGAGUCCUGUGGGAUAAAUAAUAGUCCAUGGAGUCCAGACGAACAGAAGCUUCUAGAACAGUCUUUGAAGACGUUCCCUAGCACUACUCCGGAACGAUGGGACCGUAUAUCUGAAAGUAUUCCUGGACGGAGUAAGAAGGAGUGCAUGAAGAGAUAUAAAGAGUUGGCGGAGUUGGUAAAAGCUAAAAAAGCAGCUCAGCAAGCCGCAGCUAAAAAAACAUAGCACAUUUACUCAAUAUAUUAUAGAACAUGAAAUAUAGAUUUAUUUCUUAA
Messenger RNA from Eurytemora carolleeae, 1902 nucleotides. Its product is annotated as dnaJ homolog subfamily C member 2. The record is from RefSeq and is a predicted model, not a curated record. Lineage: Eukaryota; Metazoa; Arthropoda; Copepoda; Calanoida; Temoridae. Gene Ontology annotation, biological process: regulation of translational fidelity; 'de novo' cotranslational protein folding. The coding region runs from base 20 to 1852 and encodes 610 amino acids. Gene Ontology annotation, cellular component: cytosol. Gene Ontology annotation, molecular function: ribosome binding; Hsp70 protein binding. The transcript has 15 exons.